Suillus bovinus is the source of this 1431-nucleotide messenger RNA. RefSeq lists its product as uncharacterized. Lineage: Eukaryota; Fungi; Basidiomycota; Agaricomycetes; Boletales; Suillaceae. The coding region runs from base 1 to 1431 and encodes 476 amino acids. The record is from RefSeq and is a predicted model, not a curated record. The transcript is spliced from 9 exons.
AUGCCCAAGAGCACAGACCAGAACAUUCGAUCCAAGGACUCUUUCGAAGCUCUUCUCUGGAGCUUAGAUGAUACUUCAUCCACUGGACGCAAGCAGAAGAAAGCCAAUCCACUUGAUCCUUACCUAACUGCUGCUCGAUUCUUCCGUCUAAACUAUGACCUUUUUGCUAACAUUUUCGUGAUUCUGCGAGAUGGAAUACUUGCUGAAUUUGAGCCCGAGGAUGCCGAUCAUGACCAAGAGCAGGACGAAGAGUUUAACACGAGCCAACAUUCAUCUGUUUACGACAUUCGCAAAAUCGAUUCCGAAUUUCAGUGGCCUCAUUGCAAAACUCGAAUGAGAACCAGAGUCACUAACAAGUUUCCUCAAGUCGUGAAUGCGGCUCGUUGUGAUGAUACGGGGUCUCUCAAGCAUACUGGGCUUCAGUACAUGCUCAGUGACCCCGCCAAGGAUUGUUUCGACCCACCGAUACUCAAGUCUCACAGUAAGGCCUUGCGAGGGUGGAACCACCCACAGACUGCACAACUCUUAUGUCCUGCAUGGGAUAUUACUGAAUUUGACAUGGACCCACAAGCUUAUAUGGACAAGGUCAAUGCAGGGGAGAAGAAGAUCAGCGCAAAGCAGUGGCCAUCGAUGUUCUACGACAUGAGCUUGUACGACCCAAAGAACAAGAAGAAGGGAUUCCUCCGAAGUCGUGUGGUGAUACAGGCAUGGCGCCAUAUCUUUAUAGGUCCUAUGUCGGCUCUAUCCAAAGACAACAUUGGUCACUCAUCAAAGCCUAGGAAGGGCAAAAUGCAUCACCUUGCCGAACCAGGGAUCAGAAACAUAAUGUAUGCCGCGUGCCAGAUGUCUUUCGCAGCCAGCAAUGCGGAGUCGUGGACGCCUGCCAUUGGGGCCAUGGACCUUGGUGACCUAUACUAUAGAGCCAUCGACAUCGUCCAUGAUAACGCUGAGCAGCAGUGGGUCAAAGAUUUGAUGAAAUUCUGGAAGGAUGAAACUCCUGGCCUAAUCGACAACCAUCCCUCCAAGCGACGCAGAGUUGCUGCAACUGAUGACUCUGGUACCGAUGACGACAUGGAUGACUUUUUCGGCGACGACACAGCUUCUGCUGACCAGCAUGAUGAGGAAAAUGAAACACAUGGCAUGCAACCCAUUAACAACGGCGAAUCAGCAGCGGGUGGUUCUUGCACUCCAAAUCAGAGCAAUCUUGGUGGUCCUCCCCCUCCUACACCUCCUCACAGCUCCCCCGGGCCAACAUCUGGCAGUUCCCCAGCACCUCCUCACACUGGCUCCUCAGCACCUCCUGGACCUCAACGUGAACCUUCUCCUUUGAGUGAACCUCUGACGACUCCUGCACCUGUUGGACACAAAACCAAACGAGCAGCACCAGUGCCUCGAGGCGGUGCCCGUGGUCAUGGCAAGGCAAAAUCAUGA